CGCGCUCGCUAAGAGGUCAAUGAAUUGGCAGGGGCUGGGCGAGAGGGACGCCUCUGCGUGUUGGGAUCCCUGUCCCUCCAGCCGGCUUGGGCGAAUGAUGCGGCUGCCCAAAGCCGGGAGGACGGCGGCUUGAGAGCGGGACCCUUCCCGAGGAAUGACCAGGGGGUGUGCGAGCGCCGGAGGAGGAUGGAAAUCCUGUAUGAAUGUGGAAGCCAUUAGCAGAGUAAUUGCUGUCUGUUACCAUGACAACCAGCCGCUGCAGUCACCUGCCCGAAGUCUUACCAGACUGCACCAGCCCAGCCACUCCUGUGGUAAAGACUGUGGAGGACUGUAGCAGUCUUGUGAAUGGACAGCCGCAGUAUGUCAUGCAAGUUUCGGCCAAGGACGGACAGCUGCUAUCAACUGUAGUACGGACUCUUGCCACGCAGAGUCCUUUCAAUGACCGACCAAUGUGCAGGAUUUGCCACGAGGGCAGCAGUCAAGAAGACCUGCUUUCUCCUUGUGAAUGUACUGGAACCUUGGGGACUAUUCAUCGCAGCUGCCUGGAACACUGGCUCUCAUCUUCAAAUACCAAUUACUGUGAACUUUGCCACUUCAAGUUUACAGUAGAGCGCAAACCAAGGCCAUUGGUCGAGUGGCUAAAAAAUCCUGGCCCCCAACAUGAGAAACGGACUUUGUUUGGGGACAUGGUGUGCUUCUUGUUUAUAACUCCAUUGGCUACUAUCUCCGGCUGGUUGUGUUUGCGCGGAGCAGUGGAUCAUCUGCACUUUAGUAGUAGGCUAGAAGCUGUUGGGCUCAUUGCACUCACUGUCGCACUCUUCACAAUUUACCUCUUUUGGACACUAGUAUCCUUUAGGUAUCACUGUAGAUUAUACAAUGAAUGGCGUCGGACCAAUCAACGAGUUAUCCUUCUCAUCCCAAAGUCUGUCAGCAUCCCUUCUACCCAGCAAUCCUUGCUGGGCCUGCAUUCAGUCAAAAGGAACUCAAAAGAGACCAUUGUCUAAUUGUCAUAAUCUUUUCCACGGGCCACGAACUGCAUAUGGGUAGCAUCAUAGUUGGAAAGACACUUUUUGUAGAUAAAAAGACAUGACUGUUGCAAUUUAAAUCAUGGAUGCUGCAAUCAUAUGAUAUUUGCUAAGCUGCCAAACAUGUCUAAAAUUUAGCAGAUACUGUAUGGAAUUUUCCAACACAUGUUGAUAGCUGCAUCACUAGGGAUGCAACUCUUUUCUAAUUGUGAUUAAAAACUAUGAU
Molecule: messenger RNA, 1251 nt
Organism: Notechis scutatus (mainland tiger snake)
Lineage: Eukaryota; Metazoa; Chordata; Lepidosauria; Squamata; Elapidae
Gene: MARCHF3
Product: membrane associated ring-CH-type finger 3
Biological process (GO): protein ubiquitination
Molecular function (GO): ubiquitin-protein transferase activity; zinc ion binding
Source: RefSeq, a predicted model, not a curated record